Messenger RNA from Larimichthys crocea (large yellow croaker), 1480 nucleotides. Its product is annotated as coagulation factor XI. The transcript has 9 exons. Bases 71 to 1210 code for a protein of 379 amino acids. NCBI's taxonomy places the organism in Eukaryota, Metazoa, Chordata, Actinopteri, Sciaenidae. The record is from RefSeq and is a predicted model, not a curated record. Gene Ontology annotation, cellular component: extracellular region. Gene Ontology annotation, molecular function: protein binding. Gene Ontology annotation, biological process: proteolysis.
AUUCUGUGAUUCUUAAAGCGUCCUAGCAGAACCACCGUUCGCUUUGCAGAUUAUCAUCAAAACUGAGAAGAUGGGAACAUAUUUGAUUUUGGUGGUUCUGCUCUCUAUCUACAGCAGCUCCUUUAGUGAAGGAUGUAAUCGAGAGCUUCUGGUAAAUGUGGAUUUUCCAGGAACAGACAUAACAUCGCUCUAUUCUCCUGAUGCUGACCACUGUCAGCAGCUUUGUACCGACCACCCCUCCUGCCUCUUCUUUACUUUUAUUCGGGCUGACUGGACUAGAGAUAAUAGGCACUUCUACUGCUACCUGAAGAACACUGCCUCUGGACAACCCAAUGUUCGGACUCAACUUCUUGGUGUUACCUCUGGCUUUUCUCUCAAACCCUGCAGCCCACAACCACAGCGUUGCCUGUCUCAGGUGUACCAGAAAUUGGACUUCUUUGGGCAAGACUACAGAACCUUGUUUACAGCAGACUAUGAGGAGUGUCAAAGAGCUUGCACACAGGACCCUGCCUGUCGGUUCUUUACUUUUGUUAAUGAGAACUAUACACUAGAAAAAAUCAGGUACAAGUGCCACCUUAAAUUCAGCUGGACGGUACCAAGGACUAGGGUCGUAGCCACAGCUGGUUUAGUGUCUGGAUUCGCCCACAAAACACUAGUAACUCAACACUUUAACACAGCAUGUGAGGGCAAGCUGUUUCCAGACACUGACAUCCAGGGAAGCAGCUAUGAGACACUGACAGCUGCCUCUCCUGGACACUGUCAGACAUUGUGCUCUGAUCAUCCACUCUGCACCUACUUCACUUAUGUCAGUAAUGACUUCACUUGUUACCUGAAGAAGAAUCCAGAUGAAAUUGUAACCAAACCUAAACAAGGAUAUACAUCUGGGUUACCUGCACGGUUCUGUCAGUUGGAUAAUGAAUGGCUUAAGGAGGCUCAUGAAGGGAUAGAUUUCCCAGGUUCUGACAUUCGCUAUGAGCUGAUGGAUGAUGCAGAGACAUGUCAGACGACCUGUACUCAGGAUGCUAACUGCCAGUUCUACACCUAUGUCACGAAAAACUUCCAUAGCUCUGUUCACUGGCGUCGCUGCUACCUCAAGCGUGCCAUCACCAUACCUGCUCCUUCUAAAGUUACCAAACUGGCCAAUGCUGUGUCUGGAUUCUCCCUCAAAAAUGUACAGAGUGCUUUACCCAGCACCAGUCAUAUUGUCUAAUCCAGUAAAUGAUUUAGCAGUGUGGAGUUUGUUAAUAUGAGAGAUGUCAUUCUGGCCUCUCCACCCUUCAAUUUUCUCUUUCAGCUUGUUGCACCACAUCUAACUUUUAUUUUGUUGAGUGUCUGAGAUUGUAUGUCAAGCAACAGCUUUACAUGCGCUCUCAGACACUCACAAUUCCCUCCUCUUCCUCGCUUUAAUACUUUAACAUAAGUGCUUGAUUCUCUUACUGUUUACAAAAACAAUAAAAAAGCUUUCAACCUGUUUUAUUAA